CUAUCUGCUGCUGCAAAGCUCGCAUUCGCGACUUGUGGUCGGCGCGCGAAACCUGUACCCAACUUCUUAUCUGUGAAUCGCGAAGCUGAAGAUCGCAGUUUAGCUUUAGCCACGCAUGGCUCUGCGCAAUGGAGACGUUAAGCAGCCGGACAUAGCCGGAGAAGCCAAGAAUGGCUCGUGCCACGACGAAGACGCGGUGGUCAUCCUGGACGCCGGGGCUCAGUACGGGAAGGUGAUCGACCGGCGCGUGAGAGAGCUGCUCGUGCGGUCCGAGGUGCUGCCGCUGGAGACGCCAGCGUUCACCAUCAAGGAGCAGGGUUUCCGGGCUAUCAUCAUCUCUGGGGGGCCGAGCUCGGUGUAUGCAGAGGACGCUCCAUGGUUCGACCCCGCCAUUUUCACCAUGGGGGUGCCAGUGCUGGGGAUCUGCUAUGGAAUGCAGAUGAUGAAUAAAGUUUUUGGAGGAACUGUUCAUAGGAAGAGUGUAAGAGAAGAUGGGGUAUUCAAUAUUGGCCUGGACACGUCCUGUUCCCUUUUCAGGGGUCUCCAGAAGGAGGAGCGGGUGCUGCUUACACAUGGUGACAGCGUGGACAAGGUGGCCGAUGGGUUCAAGGUGGUGGCCCAGUCUGGGAGCAUCAUAGCAGGCAUCGCCCAUGAGCAGAAGAAGCUGUACGGAACACAGUUCCACCCGGAGGUGGACCUGACCGAGCGGGGAAUGGACAUGCUGCGGAACUUCCUGUUCGACAUCGCUGGCUGCGCCGGCAGCUUCACCGUCCAGAACCGGCAGCAGGCCUGCAUCCGCGACAUCCAGGAGAGGGUGGGCAAGUCCAAAGUCCUGGUGCUGCUUAGCGGUGGGGUGGACUCCACUGUGUGCACGGCCCUGCUGAACAAGGCCCUGUCCCCAGAACACGUCAUCGCCGUCCACAUCGACAACGGCUUCAUGAGGAAGAGGGAGAGCCAGAGCGUGGAGGAGGCCCUGACCAAGCUGGGCAUCAAAGUCAAGGUCGUGAACGCGGCGCACACGUUCUAUAAUGGAACGACGACCCUGCCCAUCUCUGAGGAGGACAAGACCCCCAGGAAACGCAUCAGCAAAACGCUGAACACGACGACCAAUCCCGAGGAGAAGAGGAAGAUCAUCGGAGACACUUUUGUCAAGGUGGCCAACGAGGUGAUGGACGAGAUGGACCUGAAGCCAGAGGAUGUGUACCUGGCUCAGGGCACGCUGAGGCCGGAUCUGAUCGAGAGUGCCUCGCUCAUGGCCAGCGGCAAGGCCGAGGUCAUCAAGACGCACCACAAUGAUACAGAGCUCAUCCGCCGGCUGCGCGACCAAGGUAGAGUAAUUGAGCCGCUGAAAGACUUCCACAAGGAUGAGGUUCGGGCGCUGGGGCGAGAGCUGGGGCUCCCUGAGGAGAUCGUCUCUAGACACCCUUUUCCAGGUCCAGGCCUCGCCAUCCGGGUCAUAUGUGCCGACCAGCCAUACAUCUGCAAAGACUUUGCCGAGACCAACAACAUUCUGAAAAUCAUUGCAGACUUCUCAGCCAGCGUCAGAAAGCCCCAGGCUCUGCUGCAGAAGGUGAAGUCAUGCGUGUCUGAGGAGGAGCAGGAGAUGCUCAUCAACAUCACCAGCCUUCAUUCACUCUCCGCCUUCCUGCUGCCAAUCAAAACCGUGGGGGUGCAGGGUGACUGUCGGUCCUACAGCUACGUGUGCGGGUUGUCCAGCCAGGAGGCCCCCCACUGGGAGUCUCUGAUGUUCCUGGCCAGACUCAUCCCCCGCAUGUGCCACACCAUUAACAGAGUGGUGUACGUAUUUGGACCUCAGGUAAAGGAACCUCCCACCGACAUCACGCCCACCUUCCUGACCACGGGCGUACUGAGCACGCUCAGACAGGCAGAUUUCGUAGCCCACUCUGUAUUGCAGGAAUCAGGUUACUCUGGUAAGAUCAGCCAGAUGCCAGUCAUCCUGACCCCUCUGCACUUUGACCGGGACUCCCUGCAGAAACAGCCUUCCUGCCAGCGGUCAGUGGUCAUUCGGACCUUCAUCACCAGCGACUUCAUGACCGGCAUUCCCGCCACACCUGGCAACCACAUCCCUGAAGAGGUGGUGAUGAAGAUGGUGACUGAGAUCAGGAAGGUUCCUGGGAUAUCGCGGGUGAUGUUUGACUUGACGUCAAAGCCCCCAGGGACCACGGAGUGGGAGUAGCAACCCCCUACCCCGUCCCCCACCAUCUCUAAUGCCUAAUGUUGGCAGGUAGGGUUGUGACCCACACAACUCAGACCUGCAGCUGCUUCUUUCACUCAUCUUUGUUUUCUUGGUGGGGGUUGAAUUUUUUUUUUUUUUCUUCAAUUUUUUUUUUUUUUUGCCAUUUUGUGAACAUGCAUCUGGGAUGUUUGGCUACUGCUACAUCCUCUGUGAGGUCAGAUAUGAACUCGUUGCAUCCACAUGGAGAAGCGCAUACAGCGACCUACAAACAGACAAAAGGACUCAAAGUGCCAGUGCUUUCUGCCUUGUGCAUACUUACCCUGAUUUUAUUCUUCUUUCUCAGUGAGCUGUCAGCAUUCAUCCUAGCUUCAGGACCUUGUCAUGAAACAGUUUUAAAGGUAAAGGCUGUUGCAGCUGUAAAUGAACAGAUGUGAGCCAGUUGUGAUUUUAAUACUUUUUGCCAACUGCUCACAUUGGAAAUUGAUGUUACUUCUGGUCUUAAUGACCUCCAGGUCUUGGAUCUCACGCAUUCCCAGAAAGGUGCUGUUUACAUUAGGCCAGGGGUUGCAGUUAUCAGAAAAUGUAAGUUUUACUUUAACUUGUGGCUGUAGAGGACAUUCCAAAGUGCACGGUUUGGGAGUUGUGAACGAAAAAUUCCAGAUUUUGUGCUCAGAAUGGAAUUUCCCCCGUAGUUUGUGCACAAAAUGGGGCAUAUCCUGGAGCUUGUGCCCUGUGAGAGUGGAUACAGUGCCGGUGUUUUUCCACUUUCCAGUAACUGAUUUUGUGAUAUAAAAAUGGCAGCGUGGUGGUGAAAGUGCUUUCAGUGUAUAUCCAAACUCAAAUCAUCCCUACCCAUGGAAUCCGUGGGGUAAGCUGAGCUACAUUUCACACAUUCUCUCCAACCAGCUUUCCGCCCUUGCUUUGCAGUGUUCUGUACUGGAGGGGAGAGUA
Molecule: messenger RNA, 3148 nt
Organism: Megalops cyprinoides (Indo-Pacific tarpon)
Lineage: Eukaryota; Metazoa; Chordata; Actinopteri; Elopiformes; Megalopidae
Product: GMP synthase [glutamine-hydrolyzing]-like
Exons: 16
Coding region: 116-2197 (693 amino acids)
Biological process (GO): GMP biosynthetic process
Cellular component (GO): cytosol
Molecular function (GO): ATP binding; GMP synthase activity; GMP synthase (glutamine-hydrolyzing) activity
Source: RefSeq, a predicted model, not a curated record